GAAACAGUUGUGAAGAAAAACCAGUAAACAAUGGCAAUGACUUCCUUUUCGUGAGUUCUUUUUCCCCAAUAUUUCCGUUUACUUUCGAUUUUCUCUGCAACCAUGGAGGUUCCCUCAACAGCUCCUCCUAAUCGUCCUCGAAUGACUUAUGAUGUUUUCAUAAGUUUCAGAGGAGAAGACACUCGCAACAAUUUCGUCGGAUUUUUGUACGAGGCCUUGUGUCAAUUGGGAAUAAUGACUUUUAUGGACGAUAAGAAGCUCUUAAUCGGGGACGAUCUUAGUGAAAAGCUUGUGAAAGCAAUUGAAGAAUCCAGGUCUUCAAUCGUGGUUCUAUCGAAAGAUUAUGCUUCUUCCAAGUGGUGCUUGAAAGAGUUAGCCAAGAUAAUGGAUUGUAUGUCUGAUACGACACAUCGAGUUCUUCCUGUGUUUUACCAUGUGGAUCCUUCCCAUGUUCGACAUCAGUCUGGAAAUUUCAGAAAAAGCUUUGAUGAACAUGAAGAGAAGGCUCAAAAGUUCACAGGCCAGCAAAAAGAGGAAUACUGGAAGGAGGUUCGAAAUUGGAAGGAUCCACGUGUUCGUUACAAAAAAAUGAAUAUGCAACUUGGAUUAGGAUUGGAUGAUGUACGCUUUAUAGGGAUAGUUGGGAUGGGUGGCAUCGGUAAAACAAAAAUUGCUGAAGUCGUUUAUGAUUGCAUCAAAUCUAAAUUUGAGUGCAAUUGUUUUCUUCGAGUUUUUGGCGGUAGUUCUAGACAAAUUAAUUUAGUGUCACUUCAAGAACAAUUACUAUCUAGACUUUUCUUAAAAGAAAACGUAAGAAUAUGGGAUGAGGAUUAUGGAGCGGAAAUGAUAGAGAAACAACUAUGUAGUAGAAAGGUUCUUCUUGUUCUUGAUGGGGUUGAAGAAAAAGAGCAACUAGAAAUGCUAGCUAGAAGUCCCGAUUGGUUUGGUCCAGGGAGUAGAAUUAUAAUUACAACUAGAAACAAAGAAGUACUCCAUCAACCCUAUGAAAUUCUAGAACACAAGGUGAAGUUAUUGGAUAAUGACAAUGCCCUCCAACUCUUCUGCAAUCAUGCCUUUGGAAUCGCCCACAUUGAUAACAAUUUCAUGAAUCUCAGUAAGGAGAUGGUAGAGGCUUGGAGACUUCCAUUAGCUUUGAAAGUAAUUGGAUCUUAUUUGAACAAAAAGAAUGGGGUAGUAUGGAAGGAAACAUUGAAUAGGCUCAUUAAAGUUAAGGAAGAACGUUUGUUUGAAGUAUUAAAGAUAAGUUAUGAUGGGUUAGGAGUAGAAAGUCAGAAAGUUUUUCUUGAUUUGGCAUGUUUCUUCAAUGGAAGAAGAUUAGAUAAAGUGAUUGAAAUACUUGAGAGUUUUGGUUAUAAUCCUCACAGUGAAUUACACUUGUUCAUAGAAAAAUGUCUAAUUGAAGAUUCACAUUCGAAGAUACUGAUGCAUGACUUGAUAGUCGCUUUGGGUCAAGAAAUUGUGCGGAAGGAGUCCCUAACCCAAUUGGGUAAACAAAGCAGGAUUUGGCUUCAAGAAGAUGUUGUUCGUGCGUUUACUAUAAAACAUGCCAAGUUAUUUGCAGAUAUGACAUGUUUAAGAAUAUUGGAAAUUAGCAACGUACAACUUUCUGGAAAUAUCAAAUCUCUCUCAAACUUAUUGGGACUUCUCAAUUGGCCUGGCUAUCCAUCAAAGUGUUUGCCAUCAAAUUUUCAAUCAGGGUAUCUACAUGAAUUACACUUACGUCAUAGUGGUAUUCUACGAAUUUGGGAUGGAAAAAAGGAGUUUGAGAACUUGAAGGUGAUCGAUGUUAGCAAUUCGGAGUAUUUACUUGAGACCCCUGAUUUUUCAGAAGUUCCAAAACUUGAAAGAUUGGUUCUACGCAAUUGUAGUAGAUUGUAUCACAUUCACCAUUCCAUCAAUAGCCUCCAUCAUCUCAUUCUUUUGGAUCUAACUAACUGCUCAAGUUUUAAAAGCUUUUCGACAAAUUUGGGAUGCAAAAAUCUCGAACAUCUAGUUCUUUCCAAAUCAGGUGUUACAAGCUCUCCAGAAUUUGAAGGCAAUAUGGAACACUUGCGUAAACUUCAUCUAGAUGAGACUCCUAUAAAACAACUUCACUCAUCAAUCGAACAUCUAGUUGGCCUGAUUCUUUUGGACCUAAGGAAUUGUAUUAUGCUUUCUAGUCUUCCCGAUGAAAUUGGUAACUUGAAUUCUCUUGAAGCUCUAUUUUUGGGUGGUUGUGUAAACCUUGAUCAAAUUCCGCCCAGCUUGGGAAAUGCACAAUGUUUGCAGUUCCUUGACAUUGGUAAAACUUCAAUUUGUCGUGUACCGCCUACUAUUCAUUGUUUGAAGAAUCUUGAAGGAUUAAAUUGUGAUGGGCUAUCAUGCAGCAUCUGGCGUUCAUUGCUCCCUCCAGACAAUAUUCUAGGAUCAGAUUUGGGAAUUCCUAGUUUGAAGUUUGGUCUGGAGUCACUUGAAUUUCUAAGUCUAAAAGACUGCAAUCUAGUGAAUGAGGAUAUUCCCGAAGAUCUUCACUACUUUUCCUCAUUGAAAACUCUAGACCUCAGUGGUAAUAAUUUUGUAUGGCUCCCUGAAAGUAUCAACCACCUUAAGAAUCUAAGAGAAUUGAAGUUGCACGAUUGCUUUAAGUUGCAACAAUUACCACAGCUUCCAACACAUCUAGAACCCAUAAUCUCUUAUACUGAAUCUGGAGCCAUCAGAAAUUUGCCUAUACCGUAUCACCAUGACAAGCAUUUUAUCCUCGAGUUCAUCCCUAAAACCAACUUAAAGUUGGAUCUAAAGGCUUUCGAGGAGUCUAUUUCGGAAGGAGCUUUGUUUUAUUCUACUGAUGACAAGGCUGAAGUCUUGGAAUGCUUCGACGAAACAAGAGAAGGGAAUGUGAUAGAAAUUGAUCAGUAUCAAAUUAAAAAUGAUGCAAACAGUAUUUAUGGAGUUGUUCUUGCAGCUUGUAUUCAAUGCUCUCAAAACACACCCCAUGAAGUUAUUACAUUUUAUCGCAAAUUCUUGGUUGAGUUGGAAAUGGAAGGAAAUCCUAAAACUCUUAGUUUACCAUUGACCUCCAAGUUGACAUCUAAAACAAGAUUUUGGAUGUCAUUUAUACCAUCGCACAUGCUUCCAGAAUGUAGAGUGUGUUUCAAGAUUGUGGUUAAGGGUUCUUUGCCGUCUGUUGUCAAUGUACAAAAGUGUGGUGCCUUUGUCCUCUCCCACCAAAAUGCUUCACGGUUUUUGGCAUACAUGUUCAAUAAGGUGUAUCACACUCGGAAGCAGAAUAAAUUCAGCACAACUAUUAGAGAAUGUAAUCAUGGGAGCAAGUGUAGUUGCGACGAGCCCGAGACCAUAUACCAAUAUUGUUCAACUCAAUAUGUUGAGAAUGAAAGUGACUCACUUUCGUUAUUAAAGAGGAGCCUCAAAUCAAUCCUUCAAAGAACUUACGAGGAAGAAAAAGAUCAUUCUUUAUAUUACUUUUUCCCACAAGGCCCAGCUGUAAGUUGGUUUAGAAUCCAGCAACCCAAGGACAGGGUGGCAGUGAAGCUUCCUCUAGAUUUGUUUAGAGAGAAGAAGUGGAUGGGGUUGGCUGUGUUUGCUAUUUUUUCCAUACCUGGAAAUUCCGAAUUUGUUCAUCACCAUACCUUCAACUUUCAAAUAACCUCAAAUGAGAAUGACAGACAUUUGAUGAGUGGAGGUUCAUAUUUAUCCGAUUCUUUUUUAAUCCCUCUAUCGUUGUUACAAACUUCACCUCAAAUUCUCUUUGUGACUUUCGCACCACGACAUGUGUUUCCUUAUGUUCAAACUGGACUGGAUCAUUUUUAUGUCAGUUUCAUAAGUAUUCCUACAAGAUUGCGAGUUGAGUCAUGUGGGGCUCGUCUAGUUUACCAACACAAUGUGGAGGGGCUUAUCAACACAAUCAUGGAUUGUGUAAUAAAGAGUGGACAAGAAUGCUAUCAGAACUACAAUCAGACAAUUUUGAGGAACUUUUUAACAACAUAUCAUCGGCCUAUUCGGAUUCGAGUCCCUGCAAACCCAUCAACAACUUCAACUUCUACUUCUACUAAUCUAAGUGGCGAACAUAAGAGUUCUCCCCAGGUUCUCUCCCUCUCUUUCCCUCUACGAAAGAAUUUGAUUACUUUUAUACUUGAUUGCAUUGCAUAUUGUUCUUACAGGAACACCGGUACAAAAGUAAGCUCAGUUUCAUUACUGAUGGAAAAGAAAUCCCAGAUUUUUUCACCAGUCAAAGCACGGGAAACAAAGGAAGAGUAAGGACACCGGAGAGAUUGUAUUUUGCUAAAUGCGAAGUAGGAGUUCUUGUGUGCGCUGUGGUGGUCUAAACAAACCGAUAGCAAAACUCGAGGGCGUCAAAGUGUUGGAUCUUAAAUGUGAAUUUGGAGUUGAUUCUCAUGAAAUUGAACCAGAGCAUCACAUGUUUGUUUCUACAGAAAAGCUUUUGAGUAGAUAUGCGUCGUCAUUCAUUUGGGUCUCCUACAUACCACUUACAGAAUUUAAUGUCCCUUGGAUGUGCUGCAAUUACUUGAAGUGUACGGUUAGCACCAACCAGGAGGAACUAUUCCAUGUGCAACAAUGUGGUCUGCAUAUGCUAUAUGCAUCUGAAAGAAAAAUGGUUGAUAAUCUACUUCAUAUAUGACCAGAAGCUAAGAAAUUAGGUACUGCUAUUUUCUCUACUUUAAAAAACUAGUUAUAAAAUAUCAAAUAAAAGAAAAUUUAGAAUUCACUAUCUCUUUUUCUCUGGACAACUUACUUCUAAGCAGUGUGCAUUUUUAUACAUUUUCGUGGUUUCA
Molecule: messenger RNA, 4811 nt
Organism: Momordica charantia (bitter melon)
Lineage: Eukaryota; Viridiplantae; Streptophyta; Magnoliopsida; Cucurbitales; Cucurbitaceae
Source: RefSeq, a predicted model, not a curated record